CGUCAACUCUCUGGAUCCUGAUACAUGCUAAUUUAUAAUCCAAAUUUGAUAACGUCGACUCGGACCCAAUUUCCAAUUCAUGAAACAAUAUUCAAUUAUUCUUUGCAUUCGUUAUCGAUUUUUAAUUAUGCACAACGUAUGACUUGAUUAUUUCACCAGCUUCUUACAAAUGAGUACAAAUUUUCGCCUCUAUAAAGUUUUAAUUAGUUUAAAAAAAAACCGACAUCCGACGUCGGACGUCAUUUCGCAAAUGAACUUUCGGUACAAAUAGCCGGUUCGCUUCGAUUGCCGUCCACCCGCUCGGAAUCGAUGAAAAACCGAGCUGACUACCGCCACCACGCCGCUCCGGUUGAUGCGCCAAAAAGGAAACACCGGGAUCCAUUCGUUUCGCUCGUCUAGACCAACCGACACUCGACAUUUGUUUAAUUUACCUCGACGGGGGAGGUUCCCGUCGAGAUACAGCGCGAAAGCACGCACAGGCUCGACAACAAGAACGUCGACAACGGAAAUUAUUGUCGUCUCGGCGCAGUGGAACAUUCAUGCGCAAAUAGAUUUAACAUAAAUAGAUUUAACCCAUUUGCUGUUUAAUCUCGUUUGCGCCGAUGACAUUAAACGAAACACGAGAACUGCGAAGGAGAUAAUCAAAUUUUGUGAAAUACACUGAUAUUAUGGUGCUCAUAACGAGUCAUCGAAAUUGCUGUCAUGAUCUCUAACGCGAUAGUGACUCUGUUCGGUGUCGAUCUCGGACUGGUCGUCGGUUGGACAUCGCCCUAUCUGGCUAAACUGACCAACAACGAAUCCGUGUUGCAAAUAACGAAUGAUGAAGCAUCAUGGGUAGUUUCCUUGGUUCCGUUCGGGCGACUCUUCGGUGCCGUUAUCGGUUCCAUGGCGAUGGAAUAUUACGGUAGCAAGAAGUCCCUAUUAGCUACGGGACUAUCUCUCAUAAUAGGCUGGAUUGGCAUAAUAUUCGCCAAUUCUGCUGCUUGGUUAUACGUGUCAAGAUUCUCUUCUGGGAUAUCACAGGGAAUGUUUUACAGCUGCUUCGCCCUUUACAUGGGUGAAAUAGCAUCGCCUAAUAUACGCGGAGCUCUGGUCAGCACAAUUGUAAAUGGAUUACCGUUGGGGACAUUAAUCGGGAACAUAAUGGGUCCUUACAUGUCGAUGAUGUGUUUCGGGAUCAUAAGCCUAGUUGUGAACGUCUGCUUUAUAGUGGUAUUCCCGUUUCUCCCACAGUCGCCGCAUUAUUACGUGCGCCGGGAGAACUCGGUGGAGGCAAAAAAGGCAAUACAGUGGUAUCAGAGAAAAUCAAACGUGAACGUGGAGUUAGAAAUGAUAGAAGAUUUCGUGCGAUCCUCUAAGUCUUUGAACUUUCGCGACAAACUGCGCCAAAUCGUACAAAAGAAAAACAGACGCGUGUUCUCGAUAAUCAUAUUUCUGUUCAUUUUCAUGCAAAUGAGCGGAAUGAACACCAUCGUAUUCUAUAUGGAGAUCAUCGUCAGAAACGCGAAGGUGACGUCGAUCGACCCGGCCGCCGUUGUCAUGAUCUCUAACGCGAUAGGUAUAGUCGUCGGCUGGAUCAGCGUCUAUUGCAUCGAUCGUUGCGGCCGGAGGAUUCUCCUAGCGGUGUCUAGCGCGUGUUUGGUCCUCGCGACGCUGCUUCUGGGAUUGCAUUUCAUGCUGCUUGAUCUAAAUUACGAUCCGAAAAAUUUCGAAUGGCUACCCAUUCUGGCGAUGAUACUUUACAUGUUGAUGUUCAUCGGUUUGGUACCAGUACCGAGCACGUUGCUCAGCGAGAUGUUUCCGGAUGAUUUAAAGAGCAUCGCGGGAUUCACGGCCGGCAUCUCUUCUGGCUUGUUCGCGUUCAUUUCUAGCCGAACUUAUCAACCAAUGGUCGAUCUUAUGUCCGAGAAAUACGUGUUCUGGUUGUACGCAAUAAUCAUGACCGUGUGCUUCUUUUAUUGUCUCAUAGCCGUGCCGGAAACCAAAGGAAAAACGUUGCAGGAAAUACAAGAUAUGCUGGCUGCGAUGGACGAGCAAGAGAAACCAAAUUUGGAGACAAAAACCAAAUGCGAUAGCAAACAUUAAGAUGCAAUUAAUGUAUUGUAAGAAAUCAACGAUCUCAUUAACUAUUAAAUAAAUGUUCUAUAAAUA
This is a messenger RNA of Ceratina calcarata, 2151 nucleotides long. Its product is annotated as facilitated trehalose transporter Tret1-like. The record is from RefSeq and is a predicted model, not a curated record. The transcript has 5 exons. Gene Ontology annotation, biological process: transmembrane transport. Lineage: Eukaryota; Metazoa; Arthropoda; Insecta; Hymenoptera; Apidae. Gene Ontology annotation, molecular function: transmembrane transporter activity. Gene Ontology annotation, cellular component: membrane. The coding region runs from base 703 to 2085 and encodes 460 amino acids.